Messenger RNA from Staurois parvus, 366 nucleotides. The record is from the annotation of a GenBank genome assembly. NCBI's taxonomy places the organism in Eukaryota, Metazoa, Chordata, Amphibia, Anura, Ranidae.
CACGGCGAUCACCGGACACAGCGGAUCACGGAAAGAGCAGAAGAUGUCGGCUCGGUCAUGUGAUCAGCUGUGUCCAAUCACAGCUGAUCACAUGGCACUGAUGAUCAGUGUGCCCUGAUGAUCAGUGUGGCCCCAGAAGUGCCACCUGUCAGUGCUCAUCAGUGCCAGUGCCCAUCAGUGCCACGUGCCAGUGCCCAUCAGUGCCACAUCAAUGCCACAUAUCAGUGCCCAUCUGACCUGCCUUUCAAUGUCACCCAUCAGUGCCAGUCAGUGCCACCUAUCAAUGCCAAUCAGUGCCACCUAUCAGUGCUGCCAAUCAGUGCCGUCUAUCAGUGCCAUUCAGUGUCGCCUAUCAGUGCCAGUCAG